Molecule: messenger RNA, 5392 nt
Organism: Porites lobata
Lineage: Eukaryota; Metazoa; Cnidaria; Anthozoa; Scleractinia; Poritidae
Source: the annotation of a GenBank genome assembly
CGCGCGUCAAGGUGUACAUUCGAAUCAGAGCGUCUAGAUCUCAUUCUCGAAGAACUUUGCUUAAAGUCUUUAAGGUAUGUCGCUUUUAUGUUCUCUAAAUACUAUAAAAUGGUUAGUACUUUAUUCAUUCGAAGUCUCGUCAAACUCUACUGAAAAUGAAUCUGAAAUUUUGUAGUUUCUAUUUUCUGAAUGGGCGCUGGCUCUGGCCUCUGCCGCAUUGAACUACUCAUCAUAUUGCUCCGAAGUGUAAUUAAAAUCUCGAAGGUGUCCACACAGGUGUUAGUGUAUCAGUUAGGCCAAAACGCAGGAGAAAUACAGCUGGCAGUUGAACAAAGUAUUUGUUCAGAAUCACUAGUUUCCUAUUUUGUUUGUAAUUAGACUGAGACUUAUAUAUUUCCCAAUAUUUACUGAUCCUUCAGUGUAAAUAACUAUCCUUAACUAUCCUUUUUUCGCGGUCAGCGAACAAAUAUCGACAAAAGGCACAUUUCAUUUCUUCUAAGAAAAAUACAGCUCGAAAGAAAAGCGAGAAGUAGGCUAAAUUGUAAAAAAAACUGGCUAAUUAUUUCCAUCUCAUCUCAGUCACAACGGACAGAUCCUUUUGUUCCAUUAUACCUCAUUCAAUGAAAUGUGAUAAUAUAUUGAUAAGUGGCUGUGGUUUCCUCUAAGAGAGCUUCAAUUAUUAGGAUAUAUUUUAUUGGAAGAAUAAUCUGUGCGAUUAAACGGUGCAUUAGGGUUUGGGCAGCCGAUGCAAAAAGUGACAAAGUGAGUCCAUCCAUGAAAUGCAAACUUCUGUCGGUAGCCUGAAGAAAAUCGAAAUACAUCAUUUUUAUUCAUGCUUUUCAUGAUCAGGUACGCGUAACAUGCAACAAAGAGUGGACUGAUGUGAUUGAGCUGGGUGGAAAAAAUUCUUGAUCCGCAUUCUUCUUCGUGGCCGACUUCCUCCGUUUCCUUGCACGCGUGAUAUUAUAAUUAAGAUCUGAGGCCAAAUACUCUUAUUUUACGGUGAUGACCGCUUUCCCAACGCCAGGAAAACAUCUUGCGGGAUAUCAAAUUAAAGAUAACUGAAAUGCUUCAGUGCUUGUAAUCUAGGCCCGAAUAAUAAUAUUGUGAUAAGAAUCGGAAAUGAGUUUCUAUUAUUACUCCAUUGCAAGACACCAUUUCCCAACUAUGCCUUAAAAUAUCUUUGUAUUCUUCUUCACUUGUAGUGACACUGUCUUGAAACACCCUUUUUCUCUCUGAGAAAACGUAGAAGAUAAAUCAAGCUUGAUUUGGCGCUCGAGUGAUCGGAGUGGCGCUAGAACUUCCAACCGCGUAGGCGCUAGGAAAGGCGGGGUAGUAACUCGACUAUUUUGAAAGAAAGAGAAAUUAAUGUAACCUGAUCCAAAAGCUCAUGCAGAAAGGUUUCCUAGCUCCAGAUGAGAUUCGAACUCAUCACGGAACCUCCGAGUUCUAUCGGACGUUCUAACCACAGUAUACUGGAGACUCGCAAGCAGAAUCCGAAUGGUCGCUGUUGCUUAUCCCUUUAAGCUUUAAGAGUGAUCAGCAUCAAAUUUCUCCUUGUAAUAUCAAUGCUUUGUAAAACAGAGUGGUCAUGAGAAUUACGGACAUGAUCACACAAGAUGAAUUUGCUUGAUAUUUUAUCAACUUCUCCCCACUACUUCUGUAGGAAAUGAAUAGGGGCAACAAAUGAGAAUUCAAAUUUUGAUCUUAGGGGUUUUAAGGGUUAACAAUUAUCUCUAUCACUUAUUUUAAGAGAUUAUAAAUGUUAAUAAACGAAUUAAAAGCAUGCAGUAGAGAAGUAUUACAGACUUUGAAAAGAAAGCGUCCUACUUCAUGAAAAAAGCCAACCGUACAAAACAGUAACAUACAAAAGUUGUGACGGUCUACGUUAGGCAUUUCACAGCAUUGAGAGGUUGAGUGUUAGGUUUUUUUAACAUUUACAAAAAGGUUUCCGGAAAAUACGGUUGGAAAGUAAAUGGAACACGACUUUUUGGGUCGUUCCAGCCGAAAAUGUUCGGGGGCAACAGAACAUUUUAUGAAAGGUAGAAGCAUUUUUCCGGACGGAAUAUUCCAAAUGGAAAUUCGUAUUCCAUUUUAGAUACCAGCUACAGACUUUCGCGGUCGUUUCGGUAAAUGGAACUGAUUUGUAUUGUAUUUGUAUUUGUAUUUGUAUUUGUAUUUGUAUUUGUAUUUGUAUUUUUACUCCAUCCUAUAGAUAACACAUUAGUUGAACAAUAUUAAUUAGUACAAGGUUGAUUAAACUACGUGUACAUAAUAAUAAUCAAAAAAAAAGUUAGAAUGGAGAAGGGCACAUUAUAGUAAGACUAAUUAUGGCCCUUUAACAAGAUUGCAUGACCACAUUCUAUUAUAGCUUUGUUAUUCAUUAAAACACAAACACGCACACAAGUCAAUAUUGAGCAAGAUAAUAUUUUUUAAGUGCCUUUUUGAACAGGAUUUUCGAUGAUUUAUUGCGAAUAGAAAGGGGGAUAUCGUUCCAAUAUUAUUUUCUAAUAACGGUAGGGCAAAACUUUCGAAUAUUAAUUUUUGAGUGGGGUAUGUGUAAUUACUGAGCAGAUGCACUUCGUGUAAAAUAAUUAUGUAGCUCAGAUACAAGAAAUAAUGGAAAAUUACACGGCUUAUUAUCAGAGACAUAAUCAUAUAAAAACAAACAAUUAUAAAUUUUAACAAUGUCACGAAAUUUUAAUAAACCUAGAUGAACAUAAUGAGGAGUGAUAUGAUCUCGUAAAGGAACGUCAUUCAUUAUUCUAACUGAUUUAUUUUGUAGACGUAGGAGCUGUGAUAAUGGUUAUCAUAAUUAUUUCCCCACAAUAAGCAACCAUAUAUGAGAUAUGGGUAAACAAGAGAAUAGUAAAUACUUGUUAAACAUUGAUUUCCUCGAUAACUUUUUAUCUUUGUCAUAAUAUGAAUACUCUUACUGACUUUAUCAAAAACAUAGUCGAUACGGUCAUGCCAGGAUAGGUGGCUGUCAAUAUAGAUACCUAAGUAUUUAAUUUUGGAUACUUGCUCUCUCUGAUUUGUGUAAAUGGUAAACGCGAUUAGUAUAGGUAAUAUCAUGAUUUGUAGUGAUAUUUGGAAUAAAUACCACGAGUGAUAUUUCAAAAUUGUUAUACGUAAUUUCACGAGCCGUUAGGCGAGUGAAAUUUGAGACAAUUUUGAAAUAUCAUAAGUGGUAUUUAUGCCAAAUAUCACGUACAAAUCAUGCUAUUAUUUGUUUAUACUACUACCCGCAAAAGGUUUGUAAUUUUCACAUGUAGGUAUUUCAAAUUAAGCUGAAAUACCACUGCUCUGAGCCAAUCAAAUUGCAGAAAUUUCUCAUGUAGUAGUAUAACGGGAUGAAAUUUACCAGUCCUGAAUUUUGAUUACCAUUUUCCCAAACCGUGGACCGACCGGUUUGUCCAUGUAAAUGAUAACCAAUCUUAAUCUUGAUCUUAACUGGCACCACGACCAGUUGGCCACAGCUAAACAGUUUUCCUAAACACGUACGUUCACUGAAUUCCUUUUCUUAUUAAUCCCUGUCAUUUUGCUUCACAUUAAAGACUGAGACGAUGGCCACUUCUGUGCCCGUAGAGUUAAGGAAGAGGUUGACUUGUGCUGUUUGCAUGGAACAGUUUAAGGAACCAAAGGUUCUGCCAUGUCUUCACACUUACUGUAAAAAAUGCCUGGAAAAGCUGGUGAAAAAACAAGGAUCUGACCAGGUGAUAACUUGCCCUGAGUGCAGGCAGGAUGUGAAAGUAAGUUUCAAAUGAACUUCAAUGAACUUCAAUCUGUAAAAACAACUUUUUAUUUCUAGUGGAAAAUUGCAUGAUUGUUUCCAUACAUGGUUACUAUUAAGCCGCACGUUAAUUACAGUGCUACCAACGGUUAGUUGCUUCACAAAAAAUGUAAUGACUGUCUUUUGAAUGAUAGGGUCUGUUUAGGUUAAAUUUGUUUGUUUGUUUGUUUUUUUUUUUUAUCAGGUGUUCUUUUUUUGUUGACUUGUUUGACAAGCUCUGUUUCAAUUAGACUCAUUUUACUGAUAUUCAGGCUGUCAAAUGUAAACUGCAGACGGUUAUCAGUCAUAUACCGUCUUGACUUCGCUCACUAUAAGGCAGCAUGGAUAGACUGAUUAAAAACAUUCCCACGUGUAACCACUCCCUCAAAUUCCCAGUACAAUGAAUAGCCCCCCUUCCUUCAGAAACCUCCAAAACUCCUUAGUCCCUUCCAAAAACUCGACCUCGCAUCCUAGAGACCCAGCCUAGUCCCUAGACGUUUUUGGCUCGGUCAAUCCUGGACUCUACUGUGAGCUGCAAGAGAGAACGCCUGGGGACUAGGCUGCUAGUAUCCUAAAUAAUGACCACUCCCUUACUUGCUAUUAAUCAUCACGAGUGUUUGUAUGUUGGCUUAAAUUAUAUGAUGAUUAGAAGUCAAGACAUUUCCUGUUUUUUGCUUUUAGAUCGACGAUGGAAACGUCGGAAGUCUGCAAUCAAAUUUCUGGGUGAACAAUUUCAUGACCUUAUUGAGCAUUCAAAAACGCGUCACAUCAACUGGAAAGCCCUUGGUCUGUGAGCACUGCAACAGUGGUGACUCAGCUGUUUCACGUUGUACCAAUUGCAAAGUUUUCAUGUGUGAGUAUUGUGUAACAGCGCAUAAAAGAAUCAAUGCAUUUCUUGGCCAUCAGAUUUUGUCACUAGCUGAAGUAAAAAAGCUUGGAUCAAAGGCCCUUGCCAAGCCAGCCUUUUGUACAAAGCAUACUGAUGAGGUAUUGAAACUCUAUUGCGAUACCUGCCAGAAAACCAUCUGCCGUGACUGCACCAUUGUUGAUCAUCGAGAUCACAAGUACAACUUUGUAGUAGAUGUUGCUGAAAGAGAAAGAAAAGCUGUUGAAGCCGUUCUUCAAGAAACCAAAGCAAAGGAUGUUGCCGUUGAAGAAGGAUUGGAAACAGUGAAAGCCAUGGAAACUCGCGUUCAAGCAAAGAUUACCAGGGUGAGCAAAGAUGUAGAUGUGUUUUUUGAUGAGCAGGUAAAGGCAUUAGAGGAAAUGCGGGCAAACUUAAAGCUUGAAGUGAAAACACAAGGCCAAGCCAAGCUUAAGGCACUUUGCAACCAAGAGGAAAUGCUCGCAUUAUCACUCGCACAGCUACGGAAUAGUAUUGAUUUUGCUGAAAAAGCUCUAAAAGAUGGAAAUGACUUAGAAAUCUUGUCCAUCAAGCAACAACUCAUUCAACGUCUUGCUCAGCUCAAUGCAUCACAAUUCCAUUGCAAACCCUGCAACAGUGACUAUCUUAAGCUCAAGAUGAACAAAAAAAUAACGGACAUCGGAAAAAUGAUGACGCUAGCUCAUGCACCCAUGACGGGCUUUGCUCACCAAAAAAAAAUAUGCAAAUUAGGCUAA